This is a messenger RNA of Pseudomyrmex gracilis, 435 nucleotides long. RefSeq names its product small integral membrane protein 4. The transcript has a single exon. The record is from RefSeq and is a predicted model, not a curated record. NCBI's taxonomy places the organism in Eukaryota, Metazoa, Arthropoda, Insecta, Hymenoptera, Formicidae. Bases 101 to 337 code for a protein of 78 amino acids.
UCGCGCAUGCGCAUCGGAAACAAUCCAAUAUGGCGACAGCAACCUAGCAAUUCUCGGACAAGAGAUUUCGGAAAGACGAAUUUGGAAAUUUCAAUCUUUAAUGAAACUCAUAAUCAAAACGUUCACUAAACUCAUCAACAAAGUACCGGGAAAGCGAAUAUUCGGCGAGUUUCGAUUUCUACCGAUAUUUUUUAUUUUGGGAGCCACUUUGGAAUAUUCCAUGAUCCACUGGCAUGUCGGAGAGGUUAACUUCUACAAGACAUACAAGCGUCGAAGGGUGGAGGAAUUAGUGGAGAAGAGAUUACAAGAGGAACUAGAACAGCAAGCGAAGAGUUAGAAUUUUGUGUGCCGAGAUAGUGCGCAAUGGUAUCUCGAACGCGGUACGUCAUAUUUUGUGCAUCAGCGUUGCUCACGAUGCUGAUGGGUUCGCAGUGG